Eimeria acervulina is the source of this 2907-nucleotide messenger RNA. RefSeq lists its product as hypothetical. Gene Ontology annotation, biological process: regulation of DNA-templated transcription. The transcript is spliced from 6 exons. Gene Ontology annotation, molecular function: DNA-binding transcription factor activity. Gene Ontology annotation, cellular component: nucleus. The record is from RefSeq and is a predicted model, not a curated record. The coding region runs from base 1 to 2907 and encodes 968 amino acids. Lineage: Eukaryota; Apicomplexa; Conoidasida; Eucoccidiorida; Eimeriidae.
AUGUACGGGAGUCCCUGUGCAAUGCAGAGCGCACCGUGCCCCUUCGAGAGCCGCUCAGGACAAGAAGGAGCUCCGCUACCCCCCAACCAGCAGCAGCAGCAACAGCAUGAGGGGCAUCAGCAGGGGCGGGUAUUAAAGCUGGAACCGAUCCCAACUGCAGCUGGGGGCCCCUGGAUAACGGAGCAGGUGGUGGAGGUACGUCGGCCUACGAUAGAAGAGCGGGUUGUAGAGGUACCUCAGGUAGCCCUUAGAGAAAGAAUUGUUGAGCAAAAACAGCAUAUUGUUCAAGAAAAGGUAAAGUUUGUUCCUAAGUACGAGACUGUAGAAAGAAUUCAUCAUGUUCCUAAGCCCAUCACCAGAGAGAUCAUCACUGACGUCCCUCAAGUCCAAGUCGUUGAACGCACCGUUGAGGUACCCACCACCAUCUAUCAGGAGGUGUUCGUGCCGGUGCCUAAGCCGGUGUAUGAAGAGCGAAUUCGGGAGGUGGUUCGUCCGGUGUACGUAGAGAAGGUGGUGGAGGUGCCUCGCGUGCAGCAGCAGCAGCAGCAGCAGCAGAGACAGAGUCCAAGAGAUCCGCUUCCCCGCCAUUUGGCGCACCCUGGGAUGGUCUUUAAGAGCGGAGUUGGCCCCACAGCAGGGCCCCCAGGCAGGCAGCUCUCCUGCCCUCUCUCCGCAGGUGCUGCAGGGGGCCCCGCAUCUAGCUGUCUCUUCUCUGCUUGCUGCGGCAACCAACCAGCAACCACGGGGGCCUUAACAUCAAAACCCGUCGUAUACACACAAAGCAGCAGCAGCACUCAACAGAACUCUUACCCGGUGCCUCUACGCUGGAGCACCACUCCGAUCCAGCAGCAGCAGCAGCAGCAACAGCAGCAGCAGCAGCAGCAGGGGUUUGUGAUUGAAGGGGAGGAAGCAGCAGCAGAUGCUGCUGGCUGCUGCUCCAUGCUGAGCCCCCGCAGACGCACAGUGAGGACGCGGGAGUUCGUGUACAGCACAGGAGACGGCGCCAAAGGAGACAAAUACCGUCUCCGAGUUUCAACUGUCUCCCCCAGAGGAAGAAGCAGGCGCCCUUGUGAUGGCUGGUGUACAGAGAGCCCCAGAGCCGUAUCCGUACCCGCACCCAUACGAACGGUUCGCGUAGUUCCUCCUUUCACGCCUUCCAGCACUCCGCGUGUCUUCAAAGCGGACUCUGUCUAUCGUCACCAACUGGAGCAGCAGCGGCUGCAGCAGCAACAGCAGCACCAGCAGCAGCAGCAGUCAGGGGUGGCCUCACCUGACCCGUGGAUCCGCACCAAGUUGGGGGAUAUGCCAUUUGCUGUUUUCGAACGUCUCAACAAUGAAGACGCGCUCAGCCCGCGUCCUGGUGGUGCUGCUGCUGCCUAUAGCUUGGAACAGCAGCAGCGGCAGCAGCAGCAGCAACAGCAGCAGCAGAUGUACCUGCGCAUGCAAAUGCAGCAGCAGCAAGAGGCAAUUGCGGCGCAGCAAAGACAUAUGCAGGAGGAGGAAGAGAGGCGACUCGAGCUGAUACGCCUACAAGCUGAACGGGAGCAGCAGCGCUUGCUGCACCUGCAGCAGCAGCAGAAGCAGCAACAAGAAGAAGCCCGGCGCCUCUAUGAGCAGCAAGAACGACAGCGGCUGCUGGAGUUGCAGCGUCUAGAGGAGCAGCGCAGAGAAGCAGAACAGAGGAGACAGCAGGAGCUGCAGCAACUGCAGCAACAGCUGCAGCAGCAGUUGCAGCUGCAGCGGGAGCAGCAAGAAAAGGAGCUGCAGGAGAGGCUUGAGGAGGAGCGCCGCAGAAGGGAAGAGGAGAGACGCAAGCUUGUAAAGGAGUUGCAGGAGAAGAGAGAGCAAGAGGAGCGGCUGCAGCGGCAGCGGCAGCAGAAGCAAAUGGAAGAGCUGCUGCAGACACAAGAGCGGCAGAGAAAAGAGCAAGAAGAGAGACAGCAGCGGUUCUUAAAAGAGCAAGAGGAGGCACUAGCCAGUCUGCUGCAGCAACAGCAGCAGCAGCAGAAGCAGCUCCAGGAGGAGCUGAAGUCCCACCACGAACGGCUGAGGCAGCAGCAGGAGCUCCUGCGCAUUCAGCAGGAAGAAGCGGUCAAGCAGCUGCAGCGAGACCAUCUGCAGCAGCAGCAGCGCUUCGCAGCAGAGGCCAACCGCAGAGCCGAAGCGCUGUGCAGCCAGGAGCCGCUGCCAUCGCAGUACGCCUGUCGUCUGUCUGCUGAGGUGCGUGAGAAGGUUCCGGUUUACGUACACCUCCAGGUGUACAAGCAGCAGCAGCAGGAGCAGCAGGACGAACAGCAGGACGAGCAGCAGCAGCAGCAGCAGCGCGUGGGGUGGGAGUUGGAGCUGGAGUGCGUGUUUUGCGGUGCAGAGAAGCCGGAGCCACUGAUAGAGACAAGAAUGGGGUUAAUGCCUUACUCCGAGUUUGUUGCUCUAAACCAAGCAGACGCCCUAAAGGCAAGCCCCAGGAGUGGGUGCAUUCCUUUAAUGGAGACGAGUACGUACACUGGGACAAGCCCUCGGGGCAGUGCAGCUGUGUUUGAAGGAGUGGAGACAGUUACUGGGGUGUCUCCUUACGUUCCUGCAUCUUAUGUAACUUAUCCUUGGACGUCGGUGCAGCAUCUGCAGCAGCAGUACGUAUAUCCCACUGUCUCCCCUGCUGCUGCUACCUACUGGGCUCCAGAGACACCGCGCGGAGAUGGGGGCCAAUGUGUCUUUCCGAACGAAGGAGAGACAGAAGCAAUUAAGGCGGAGGCCCAGCGCAUUAGCAGAGAUGCACUGGCAGUAGGGACUCAGGUGUAUGGAGGAGUAAAGAGUGCUGUCUCCUCGGAGGCUACACAAGGCCUGCUACGCUCUGUUGGGGAGAUGGUUGUGGAUGCAUACGGAAGGCUUAGGGGUAGCCGUUCCUAG